CCCCAGUCCUCUGACUCUUGCCCUCUGCUGCUAUUUAUUUAUUAAUUUUUUUGUGAGUUUGCAUGUUCAUCUUGUGCAACUUUAACGUGUAUUUAUUUGCAUUAUUUCCUAUUUGUAAUUUAAAUCGCCGAUUUUAAUUCGUCUUAUACUAAUGUUUUAUCAUAUACUUGCUCUGGUAUCAUAGACUUAACAGUAGUGGGUCCUAUAUUUUUUAUUUAUUACAAGUCCAUGCCUGCUGCCGGUCUUGUCUUGAACUAUUUGUUCAUUAUUAUUAGGCUAUCAGAAUACCAGUCACUUAAGACUCGCCAACCUUAUCCUGGAUAUUGAGGCACAAUUAUGUUUAAGAAAUUCGAUGAAAAAGAAAGCAUCUCUGGAGUCCAGCAAUUGAAAUCUUCUGUUCAAAAAGGAAUUAGGUCAAAGUUAUUGGAACAAUUUCCACACUUAGAAAGCUACAUUGAUACAAUAUUACCUAAGAAGGAUAUUUUUAGGAUAGUUAAGUGCCAUGAUCAUAUAGAAAUCAUAGUAAACGGAUCUGGUGAAUUGUUAUUCUUCCGACACAGGGAAGGACCAUGGAUGCCGACUUUGCGACUCUUGCACAAAUAUCCGUUCAUCCUGCCAUGGCAGCAAGUAGACAAGGGCGCCAUCAGGUUUGUGCUGAGCGGAGCCAACAUCAUGUGUCCCGGUCUGACCAGCCCCGGCGCCAUCAUGACUCCGGCGCCCAAGGGCACCGUUGUUGCUAUCAUGGCGGAAGGGAAGCAGCAUGCACUAGCUGUCGGGAUCACAACUUUAUCAACAGAUGAAAUAGCAAAAGUCAAUAAAGGAAUAGGAGUUGAAAAUUGCCACUACCUGAACGAUGGACUUUGGCAGAUGAAGCCUGUCAAGUGAAGGACGUCAACCAAGUUGAUUCUGGGCCAAACUAAUUGUUGAUUAUGGAAAUAAAGCUGUUUCUAUGUAUAUUUUAUAA
Messenger RNA from Macrosteles quadrilineatus (aster leafhopper), 964 nucleotides. RefSeq names its product malignant T-cell-amplified sequence 1 homolog (gene MCTS1). The coding region runs from base 337 to 885 and encodes 182 amino acids. Gene Ontology annotation, biological process: formation of translation preinitiation complex. Gene Ontology annotation, molecular function: RNA binding. The record is from RefSeq and is a predicted model, not a curated record. The transcript is spliced from 6 exons. Lineage: Eukaryota; Metazoa; Arthropoda; Insecta; Hemiptera; Cicadellidae.